Molecule: messenger RNA, 927 nt
Organism: Nannospalax galili (Upper Galilee mountains blind mole rat)
Lineage: Eukaryota; Metazoa; Chordata; Mammalia; Rodentia; Spalacidae
Product: olfactory receptor 2J3-like
Exons: 1
Coding region: 1-927 (308 amino acids)
Biological process (GO): G protein-coupled receptor signaling pathway
Cellular component (GO): membrane
Molecular function (GO): olfactory receptor activity; G protein-coupled receptor activity
Source: RefSeq, a predicted model, not a curated record
AUGGAAAAGUCCAAUGCCAGCUCUGAAGACGCCUUCAUUCUUCUGGGCUUUUCUAAAUGGCCUCACCUGGAAGUGGUUCUCUUUGUGGUGAUCCUGAUAUUUUACUUGUUAACACUAACAGGAAACCUGUUCAUCAUUGUCCUGUCACGCCUGGACUCCCACCUGCACACCCCCAUGUACUUCUUCCUCUCAAAUCUCUCAGCCCUCGAUCUCUGCUAUACCACUAGCUCUGUCCCUCAGCUGCUGGUCAAUCUCUGGGGUCCAGAGAAGACCAUUUCAUAUACUGGUUGCAUGCUCCAACUCUACUUUGUCUUGGCACUGGGGACCACGGAGUGCAUUCUGUUGGUGGUGAUGUCCUAUGACCGCUAUGUAGCUGUCUGCAAACCCUUGCAUUACCCUGUCCUCAUGAAUCCUCGCUUCAGUCACCUGCUGGCUGCAGCCUCCUGGGUAAGUGGUUUUACUGACUCUGCACUUCAUUCCUUCCUUACUUUCUGGGUGCCCCUGUGUGGACAUCGACGAUUGCAUCAUUUCUUCUGUGAAGUCCCUGCACUGCUCCAAAUAUCCUGUGCUGACACUCGUGUUAAUAAGAUGAUUCUGAUGGUCACAAGCUCAAUUUUUGUUCUCAUUCCUCUCAUCCUCAUUUUCACUUCCUAUGGAGCCAUCGCUCAGGCUGUUGUGAGGAUGCAAUCCACCACAGGACUUCAGAAGGCCUUUGGGACAUGUGGAGCCCAUCUCAUGGUUGUGUGUCUGUUUUUCCUUCCAGCCAUGUGCAUUUAUCUUCAGCCUCCAACAGAAAAUUCUCAAGACCGAGGCAAGUUCAUUGCCCUCUUCUACACUGUUGUCACACCCAGCCUCAACCCUCUCAUCUACACCCUGAGGAACAAAGAUGUCAGAGGGGCAGUGAGGAGGCUGAUGGGGCGGGAGUAG